Molecule: messenger RNA, 1106 nt
Organism: Danaus plexippus (monarch butterfly)
Lineage: Eukaryota; Metazoa; Arthropoda; Insecta; Lepidoptera; Nymphalidae
Exons: 6
Coding region: 225-1106 (293 amino acids)
Source: RefSeq, a predicted model, not a curated record
UUCAACGAAUGUUUCUAACACCGUCCACCGAUUGACUGUCCAACAUUAAUCGGACCACAAAUGUCAUAAACCACAAAUAACGUACCAACCUCAUAGUAUUUGAAUUUGGAGAGAAAUGUGCCUGACAGAUCGUAUAAACGGGUUGGGGUGCUAAGCGUGGAUGGUGUUAGGCUGGGCAUGGCAGGAUAUGGGGGGCGGGGUAGGCGGUGAGGUGGGGGGCGGCGAUGCGCGCGCGCACGCUGCUGCUCGCGCUGGCUGUGGCGCUGGCGGCAACAGCGCGAGAGUUGCGUGUACUACAGGACGCACGGACCUCGUUCUAUCUGGCGAUCGCCGCACCGUCUUCAGCCUCCGACUUUGUGCGCACCUUCAAUCGUACUCUCAGCGAUCUAUCCCAAACCUAUCUCGCCGGGGAUUAUCCCCUCUAUUUACGCAAUAUCACGCUGUUACCGCUGUACAUCGAGCUGCCAGAAGAUGAAAGGUUCAGUGCGCGGGUAUUGGAAGAGACGUGUGCAGCACUGGAGGGGCGGAGGGUUGCAGCGCUUCUUGUUUGUGGUGGAGGCUCUGCUGCUGCUGCGCUGGUUUCAACAGCCUCCCGCGCAGGUGUUCCAGUUAUCCGCGCAUCACCAUCUCACUUGCGGUUCGCCUAUACCAUCGCUAAUGAACUGCUGCCUUUGGAGGUUCGACUGGAGAUAACAGCAAGAGAAACAUUACAUGCACUCAGAGCCACUCUACUGCACACCCAUUGGCAUACCUUUACUUUGCUUGCUGAAGAAAACAUAUAUUUAACGCUAUCGCUAAGGAAGGAUCUCUCUUCAAUCCUUACAACUCAACCGCUUAAUCCUAAAUGGCUCUCGCUUCCUUCGAAUUAUACACGCCGUGCCAUCUUUAGGCGACUUGCCGAAGUCUCGAGACUGACACGGGAUAGCUCCUUUGCAAAGGCUGCUGUCAGAAUGAUGGUUGGAGCACUCAGGCGUGUACUUCGCGCAUGCGACGCGUGGUCUGCUCAAGCACAAUUUUUUAGCGACGCAGCAGCAUCUUGUUGGGAUGAACCCCCAGUGAUGCGCAUCAGACUUUUCCAUGGAGUUUGUGAGGUAAUUAAUAUAUAA